AUGGUUGCUGAGGAAUGGACCCAAUCCCUAGAAACAAUCUUUGAGUUCAUGCAAAUUAGUAAUGGGGAUAGGGUGCGGUGCACAACUUUUAUGUUUAGGGACGAUGCUCGUAUAUGGUGGCAAGGAGCAAAGUUUGUUGUAGACCUUGCUACUAUAUCCUGGGAAGAAUUCAAGAACACCUUUUAUGGUAAAUAUUUUACCCUUAGCACCAGGAACAAGUUGGCCCGUGAGUUUCUGGAAAUCAGACAAGGUGACGCUAGUGUGGCUGACUAUGUGAAAAAGUUUGAGAGGGGACGAUAUUUUGCUCCCAUGAUCCUUGGGAGUGCGGCCAUGGAACUCAAUCAUUUUAUGAAGGGGCUUAAUGCUACUAUCAGGAGGGACGUGCGCCUUAGUGGAGCGACCACUAUGAGAGAAACUAUUGAGAAGGCGCUGAUGGCAGAAAAGGAUAGCGCUGACAUUGUAAAGGAGUUCCAAGCCAAGAGGAACAACUAUGCUGGAAGAGAUUCGCAAGGACCCAACUUCAAAAGGCCUGUUCAACAAUCUUUUAAUCAAUAUGCACCCCAACAGCAGACAAUGAACUUAUUUCAGGGUCAAAAUUAUCAAGGGCCACAACAUCAACAAAAUCAACAAAGGAGAAUUCAACCUGCUAAGCCAGCAGUGUCGGCCAAGGCUCCAAAAAAGGCCAUUGUUCCGGGUAGAGUGUUUGUAAUGAAUCAAGAAGAAGCAUACCAUAAUUCCACCAUCAUUACGGGUAAUCUUCUAAUUGCCAACACCUUAGCUCAUACUUUAAUUGAUACUGGUGCAACACACUCUUUUGUUUCUGCCAACUUUGUUCAAAAAUCUGGUUUGAGACCCGAUAAAACUAAGACUGUGUAUAGUAUUUCCCUACCAUCAGGAACAAGUUUGAACACUAAUAAGUAUGUUAAGGCCUGUAAGGCAUAUAUCCAAAAGCACAAGAUGCUAGUAAAUCUUGUGGUAGUAGAAAUGGUUGGUUUUGAUAUCAUUUUAGGAAUGGAGUGGCUAACUCGUCAUGAGGCUCACAUCGACUGUAAGAAAAAGACAGUAUCUUUAAUUGAUCAAGAUGGGAGAACAUUCCAGUUCAGAGCAACACAUCCACCCAAUCCUUCCUUUAAAAUUCAACAGCCGCUUACAUCAGGGGUUCCAAUAGUGUUGUCUACUUCUUAUUCUAUGCUAGGAGUUCAGCUACCUAGACUUGAGGACAUCAAAGUUGUAAGAGACUUUCCUGAUGUGUUUCCUGAAGACAUCAAUGGUCUACCACCACUAAGAGAGGUAGAGUUUGGCAUCACGUUGAAAGAGGGAAUACAUCCAAUUUCUAAGGCACCUUAUAGGUUAGCACCCACGAAGUUGAAGGAGAUGAAAGAUCAACUAGAAGACUAA
Impatiens glandulifera is the source of this 1398-nucleotide messenger RNA. RefSeq lists its product as uncharacterized. Bases 1 to 1398 code for a protein of 465 amino acids. The transcript has 2 exons. NCBI's taxonomy places the organism in Eukaryota, Viridiplantae, Streptophyta, Magnoliopsida, Ericales, Balsaminaceae. The record is from RefSeq and is a predicted model, not a curated record.